Messenger RNA from Labrus mixtus (cuckoo wrasse), 8514 nucleotides. RefSeq lists its product as uncharacterized. The record is from RefSeq and is a predicted model, not a curated record. The transcript is spliced from 21 exons. The coding region runs from base 249 to 6293 and encodes 2014 amino acids. NCBI's taxonomy places the organism in Eukaryota, Metazoa, Chordata, Actinopteri, Labriformes, Labridae.
CAGCUCGGCUACACACAAGUUGUGUUUGUUCAGGCAGACGUCAGCUUGGAAUUGUUUAACUUUCAGCAAAUGCAUAUAAAUAUAGCUAACAUAACAUUUAUGUCGGUUCGCCUUUCUUUUUGAAUGUAUCAUUCUGAUAGAGAUAAACUCUCGAGUUAACAGGGAGUGUUUAUUCCAUUAGAUUCCUGAACGAGUGCUAGCUUACCCGGCUAGCUCCCUGCCUGCUUCAGCUCUGUUUCAGUGCGGAUAUGGGACGAGGAGCGGGAAGGGGCCGACCUCCUGUUGGUCCGCCCGGCGAAGACGGACCUCCGCCCGACAUGGGUCCGCCAGGCUGGGGCCCCCCGCCACCGGAAGGCUGGGGCCCCCCGCCGCCGGAAGGCUGGGGCCCGCCGCCGCCUGGAGGAUGGCCUCCGCCGCCAGGUGAAUGGGGACCGCCGCCGGCCGGUGGUUGGGGGCCAACACCGCCAGGUGGGUGGGGCCCCCCGCCCCCUGGAGGGUGGGGGCCUCAUCCACCUGAAGAAUGGGACCCGAGAGGCCCUCCUCCUCACGGCUGGGGACCAAGAGGACCACCACCGCCGGGCUGGGGGCCUCAUCCCGAUGACUGGCUGCCACCUCCAGACUGGAGACCCCCUCACCCCGAUGAUUGGAGACCCCCUCACCCCGACGAUUGGAGACCCCCUCACCCCGAAGAUUGGAGACGUCCUCAUCCGGACGACUGGAGGCCCCCCCACCCCGAAGACUGGAGGCCCCCCCACCCCGACGACUGGAGGCCCCCCCAUCCCGAAGACUGGAGACCUCCUCCCGAUGGCUGGCGACCACCUGGGUGGGGUCCGGAAGGUCCCCCUGAGCCAUGGGGACCCGAGCCUCUUCCACCAGGACCUGUACCACCAGGACCUGUACCACCUAUCCCUCCUCCUGUUGGGAUCCCUCCACCGGACCCCGCAGCCUUUGGACCGAUGCCCGUACCUCCUGUCCCCCCUCCAGCCAUUCCUCCCAUUGGGUUUCCAGCAUACCCUCCUCCAGGCUGGACUGGAGAGCCUGUUGUAGAAGAACCACUGCCAAACCCACCUCCAGAUCAGCCUGAGUGGAUCAAAGCGUUGAUUUCCGCUCCGGGCUCCGAGUCGACUCCGGGGGACACUAAAAAGUCCACAGAGGAGCCCCCUGUCUCAGCUGCAGUGGCUGAACCUGCUUCUGCCAUUGCCCCUAAGCCUAAACCUAAAAAACCCAAACAACCCAAACCUAAGCCUGACACAAGCAAGACCAGUAAGGCCCUUGGCUUGCUGGGAAAACGUAUAUUUGAAAAGCCUCCUCCAGGCAGGUCCACAGGGAUUAUAUCAUUCAUCGGGCCGACCUUCGGCUACAUCGAGAGAGAAGAUCUAGAGAAGUUCACUUUCAGCUUCGCCGCCUUCUUUGGAAACCCCAAAGCCAUGACGCCCGGGGUCAGAGUUCACUUCACAGCCUGCAAAGAGAAGAACAGUCUCAUAGCCACGGAUGUCAAAGUGGCUCCAGGUGGAACGGAGAACGUGGACACAGAAAUCUACGAGGCGGUGGUCAGUCAGCCCAUCCAGGAGCCUCAGCCUGGCGAGCGUCAGUACCCUGGUCAGGUUCAUGUGAACAUCGGACCUCUGAGGACGAACCUGACGUUUGACAGGAAAGACAGCACGGUGACGCUGCUGAAGGACGACCAGGUGCUCAUCAAUCUGCUGACUGACAUCGUCAGCGAGAAGAGGAGAGCCACCAACAUCAAACCGAAAAUCCCUUCAACAUUUGAACAAACAAAGGAGGAGAGGGAGGAGGGAGUCAUCCUCAGCCUGAAGGACAGUGAAGGUGUCAUAAAGUCUGAGAAACACGGCGAGCUACCUUUUGAUAUCAAAGAGAACUUCAGCGACGUCGAGUUUACUGCUGAGGACGUCAACGAGGAGGUCGAGUUCACCCUCAUCACGCUUAAGACAGGGAAGAGGGCCAUCAGGAUAAGGCGGGUGAAGGAACCCCUCCUCCUGACACUGUGCUCGGCCACCGCAGCCGUUGCUGCCGCCCCUGACGACGCCGGCGCACAAAACUCUGACAGCGACAGUGACGGUGACAGUGACGAUGAGUCUUCCAAGCCACUGAAGUUCAAGACCACUACCAAGACGGAUCUGGCCCCCAACAUGAAGCUGGAUACGGAGCUGUACGAGGGCAUCGUCAGCCAGACAAUUAUCGAGCCCACGCCCACCUUGCCAGGUUACCCGGGUCAGAUCCACGCCAACAUCGGCCCUGUGAGGACCAACGUGACGUUUGACCACCGGGACUGCGGAGUCACGCUGCUGAAGAAUGACCACGUGUUGAUCAACCUGCUGGUCGACGUCGUGACCAGGAAGAGGAGAGCGGCAAACAUCAAACCCAAAAUCCCGUUCACCUUCAGCUACACCAAAGAGAUCAGAGAGCUGGGCAUCAUCACUUUUCUGGGACCUGAACAAGGUAUUGUAAACUCUGAGGAGCACGGGGAACUUCCUUUUGACAUCUGGGAGAACUUCAGCGAGACAAAGUUCAACAGCUCGGACAUACACAAGGAAGUGGAGUUCACGAUGGCCGUGGUCAAAUCUGAAAAGAGAGCCAUUAGGCUACUGAGGACAAAGAGGGUUGAGGACAAGAUCCUGGAGGAGCAGAAAAGACGAGAGGAGGAGGAGAAGAGGAAGAAACGGGAAGAGGAGGAGAGGAGGAGACAAGAGGAGGAGGCGAGAAGGAGGAGGGAGGAAGAAGUGAUGGAGCGAGAGAGAGAGGCAGAAAGGAAGAAGAAGGAGGAGGUUGCAGCAGCGCUUGCUGCGGCUAAAUGCAAGUGGACGCCGCUUGGUUUCAAAAUAAGACAUCCUGACACAUUGGACGACAUCAGCAAGGAGCGAUUCGAAGGCACCGUCCUCAAAUCCAUUUCUAAAAAUCCACACAAGGUGAUCAAGAAGGAGCCAGAAGAGGGAAAACAGGGGAAUCAUGAUGAGAAUGGGAAAACUGUUCCCGAACAGGUCAAGAUUAAAGUUGAAAAAAUGGAUGAAUCUGAGUCAGAGGGCAAACCUGAAGGAGAGGAGAAAAAGAUAAAGGAGGAGAAUGAAAAGGAGAAUAACGAUCAGUCCAGUGACGCUGGAGGUGGAGUGAAAAUCAACCCAGAUAUGGGUCGACUGGUGAUGACCAUCAACGGUCAACAGAAACAGCUUCCAUUUGGGCCAGAUGACAUGCUGAGCACCGCCACCAUGAUGGAUGGAGACAAGGUACGCUUUAACAUCGCCACCCAUCAGGAGACCAAAGAAGAACGAGCCACCUUCGUAGAAAUUCUGCCCGACUCCUUUGAAGAGUCCAUUGAACAACGGCGACACGGGAUUGUGAUCGAGUUUAUGAAGGACUCUGGGCUCAUCAAGUGCUCUCAGAACCCUCAGCUCUACUUCCACAUGGCAGAGGUGAUUGAGAAGAAGAGACUGGAGCUGAACGAGAAAGUCGAGUUCAGUGUCGUCCCGCAUGAAACGGCGGAGGGAGGGAACCAGGCCAUCAGGAUAAAACGUUUCACUGAGAACGUUUUCCUUCCAGUAAGGAAAUUGGGCGGUGUCGGGGCAAACAAAGGCAAGAUGACCAUUAAGCUGACAAAAGCUUCAGAGGAAACCGAGAAAGAAAAACCAGAGGCAGACAAGAUGAAGGCGGUGGUGAAAAACCUUCGAACUCAAGACAGCAAGAGUAGUAUUGGCAGAAGAGAUUACAAUACCCCUCGACAUAGAUAUGGUCGGAGCAGGAGCAGAAGUAGGAGCAGGAGUCCGAGUAGGAGUCGGGUCAGGAGUAGAAGCAGGAGUCCACGCAGAGACCAUUUUGGACGUAUCACCAAAAAGAGACGCAGCACCAGCAUUGAACGUAAAAGCAGCAGAUAUAGGCGAAGCAGAAGCCGAGAGAAGUCUAAUAGACGCACUAAAAGCCACACUAAGAGCCGCAGCAGGAGUAGCAGCAAAAGCAAAAGCUCCAGCAAGAGCCGCAGCAGAAGCCGCAGUCGGAGCAGGGAGAGAAGCAGGGAGAGAAGCAGGGACGUGUCCAGCAAGAAAAGGAGCAAACUUAGCAAGGAGCGCGAAGAAACUUACAAGAGGAGAAGAGAGUUGAGCCCUCCUCCCAGACGUGCCGUAAUGGAUGACGAGCUGGCAAGGAAGAAGAGGGAGCUAGAGGAGCUCAAUGAGAUGAUAGCCUACAAGAAGGCCCUUGUUGAUGUAGACCCAAGAGGCCUGGACCCUGGACAGAGGACGUGCAUAGACUAUGACCAUGGCAGGAUCUCUGUCCCACUUACUGAGUACAAACCUGUUCGAUCCAUCCUUAAGAAAAGACCAGAGGAACCUGAGUACCUCCAUCGUCCUCCUCAACCUUAUGAUGAUCGUUACUAUGACGGGCCAUAUGAUCCUUACUCAGAUCGACGUUAUGGGGACCGCUACGGUGAACCAUACGCCGGCCGUGCCUACUCUGAUCGGCCUUAUGGUGACCGUCCUUAUGGAGAUCGGCCCUUUGAAACUCGUCUCUAUGGUGAAGCUCCCUAUGGUGGCCCUCCGCCUGCAAGCUCCCGUUAUACCGAUCGCUACGAUGUUUAUGAUGAACCCUAUGAUGAUCGCUACUCUGACCCAGCAUAUGCAGACCGACGACCAGAUGAUCUGUAUCACCCAAUAAAACAGAGCCAUUCUACUGAACCCCAUAGUUCUUCAACUUCUGUUGGCCCUGUUGCCACCAACCAAGCAGCCCUGCCACAUACUGUUGCAAAUGUAUCUUCCCAACCCCCUCUUAGACCUCCUUCUCCCUCUGAGCCGCCUCCUAGAAGCCCUUCUCCCAAACUGAGGACAACAACACGCCAGUCACCUCCAGCUGAGAAACCACCCCUUGAUCGCUUUCUUGACAUGCUUAAUAAAAAGGCGGAUGCAGAAAAAAAAUCUGAACCGGUUUACAUGAGUGAUGAUCUGUUGCCUCACGAGCGAGCACUUCAAGAUGGAAGGGGUUUUUCUCGUAUUGUGGGAUUGGCUCAAGAGCAACCCACCACAAGUCUACCUUUGGAAGGAGAAAAAAGCCAACCAAGGCCUAUGCGGUCUUCAUAUGAGCGAACAAGUGAAGAACCACAGAGCAAGGCAGAACCCUACGACAAGAUCCAGAGUCUACUCCGCACAAUUGGCCUAAAGCUGAGUACGGGAGAUAUGUCCAAACUGGCAAUUCGAGCCCAAGAGACAAUCUAUACCCCAAAAUCAUCAUCGACAGAGCGAGAGGCUUUAUCCUCCACAGGAGAAGAACUGCGAAGAUGUAGAACUGGUUCUGUUGAAUCAGAUCACAUCCAUUCUAUCUCCUCAGCAAGGUCCUCCAGUUUGGAGCCACUCAGCAGACAUAAAGCCUAUUCAGAGUAUGAAGGAUUUUUGGACCAGCAGGAGUUGGGGGCAUUGAAAAAGGCGCAACAGAUGCAGAGUCUUACCAAGACCAUGGGAAGCACACCCACUGACAGUCCUCAAGUGAAACCUCCCCCAGGGCCUCCCCCACCAGUCAACUGGUCCAUUAGAGUUACUUCCCCAAAUCCCCCAGCACAGAGCCCCAUACCGCCCAGCAUGGGUACUGUAGCUCCUCCUGCUGCAGAUAAACCUACUCUAGGCCCUCCGCCUGGACCGCCUCCUGGGCCUCCUCCACGGCGCCCUGGACAGCCUCCUCCAGGUCCUCCUCCUGGACCGCCUCCUGGGCCUCCUCCACGGCGUCCUGGACAGCCUCCUCCAGGUCCUGCUCCUGGGCCUCAACCCCAUCACCCUCCAGUACAACAUCCUUUCUCUACACUCUCAAGUCAUAGUAUCUCUUCUUACAUUAGCCAGUCUCCUGCAGCUUCACUCCUUAGUUCCUCCAGUGCUUCACAUCCUGUAACAACUGCCUUAGUAACCUCACCAUCAUCAACACCAAUAACAUCCAGUUCUGCAAGUGAGGAAAAAUCAACGAUCUCUACAACUGUGGCCAGAUGCCUGAAGGUCAUUGAGACAGUGAAAUCUCUAGCUCUGCAGCCACCGGCGAAACCAGUCAAAUCAGUCCAGUUCAGUUUACCCACAGAGUCCCCAUCAGCCUCCAGUCCUCAGACAUCUGCAGAGACUGAUGAUGACAUAAAGAACAAGCAGAAGGAGAAGCUUGAUAUGUAUAACCAGAGGAUUCUUGAAAAAAGGGAUCAGCAGCACAAGGAGAUGCUGGCCCGUAGGAGAGAGAAGAACAAGGAUGGCACACUGAUCUCCCCAGGUUCCAGCCCAGGUGAGGCCCAGGAUGAGUCGAGGACUCAGCAGAUGAACUGAAUGCUUCUAUCAGAAACCUCUACUCAGUCUGCGCUGCAGAAGAAUCUCAGACUUAUCCACAAAAUGUAUAGAAACUUUAUAUUGUCCUUAAGAUUUCAGACCACACCACCACAGAAAACAGCACUUUAUAAAGGUGCUAAUCAUUCACAUAAAAAUAUCCACAGAUAUAUAUUUUGUUCAAAGUGUUGCAGGUUGUUCCUCACUUAUCUAACUACAUAUCAAAUAAUUUUAACUAUCUGAAUAACAACUGUCAGAUGUGUCAGUUAAACUACAUUACAUAUGAAUAUUCUAUAUAAGCACAAACCCAAUGAAGAAAAAGCAGGUUUUAACACAGGACCCUCCUCCCUCGCAAGAUAUUAAAUAAAAUGAGCACACAAAGCAGUGAUAAACCGUAAAUUUGCCGCUCAGGGCUGUGAAGGUUAGUUGCAGUUUCUGCCACUGAUGGUGGUUCUAGCCUUGGGUGUUCUGCACCUUAUAGGUUGAUGACCCACUUGACCAAAACAGUCUAGUGUUUCUGGGUUGUGACACCACAGAUUUCCAUUCAUAAUUAGAUAAAAUGGCCAAGUGAACCUGGAUUUUGAUAUAAAACAUCUGACAAGUUUUUAAAAAAUCAGUUUUCUCCUUGACCACAUAACCCGUGGCCAUAUGAAGGGAAAAACUGAGGAAUAAGAAGUGAUAAGCUUCUAUUGUACUUCAGGUGAAUAUUAAUGUAACUAGCAAUUAGUCCAUUAUGACUCAGGCUAAUUUACAGAAAACAUCAAACAAUCGUGAAAAUGUCAGUCACCUAACAGCUCAACAAAGUUACUGGAUAACAUUUCAUUUUUUGUGACAGUAAACCCAAGAGAUAUGCACCUCAUAAUCAAGUAUGACAAAAGUGACAAAUCUUCACUUUCAAGAAGGUGGAGCUCGGUAAUGUUUGUGAGACAAUCGAAUAUUUCAAGGAGGCUUAAGAUUGACUUUCUUUCAACUCAUUGUGUUCUGCCACUUCGCAGUGAUAUUCAACAACUAUUAGAAAGGCAGAAGUGUUGAGCCUGUCACUAGCAUCUUGAUGUUCAUAAACAGAGAAUUCACUACAAUCUCAUUUCCAGUGUUGGACUGUGUAUGAAUAUUGUGGUCUCUUUAAAUGGAGAUAGCAUCCAAACACUAUUUGAUUAUUCAUAAUGAUAUUAAGUGCCAAUAAAGACAAAUCUAUUUACCUUCCUGCAAUUUACACCCCUAUGGACAAGUUUACUGAUAUUCUGUUCAGAAACUAAUUAGUAAUUUAUUCAUCCUGUAUUUUUUUGUGUACUGAUGAUGUGUUCAUUUUGUGUACAAAUCAGUGUGUUUAAAUGUCAAAGGAAAAGUCCACACACACUUCCACAUUUUCUAUACAUUUUUAAAUGAUGAGACUCUUAAGUAUAGCUUUCAGCUUUUAUUUACUGAAACAAAACAUGUACCUAUAAGUGAAGUGUAAUUCAAAACGUUUGAAGACAAUCACAUUGUGAUUUUAAUUUUUCCCACAUCAAAAAUGCCCACUUAAAGGAAAAAAAAUGAUUCUGCAUACUUGUUGACUAAAGUGUAUAUAUUUUGAUGUCCUCUAUGAGGAAGUUGUAUUCGUUAUUUGUAAUAAUUGUAAUUAAUGACUGCAACAUCAGAUGUAGUUUAAAAAAAGCAAGCAGCCUUCAGUUCAAGAGCAUUUUUUUUAAAUACUGUACUAAUGUAUGUAUGGUUGUCAGGGUAUUUUCCAUUACCCAAGUAUAUUUGUAAUUUUUGUGCCACUUCUUCUAUUCCACAUUUCCUCAAUUAUCUGAUGUGUUAGUUACCUAACAGAUCACUAUCUUAAACAAAAAUGAUGAUCUUUAAAAUGUACAAUUUUAAAAAUAAAAGGUUGCAAUUGUAAAGUAACACAUCAAUCCAUUCUGCUAACUUUCUGAAAACUUCCAUCUCUGGAAAAAUGGAGGGAUUUGAAGUACCAGAUUAUUGGUAAUUGACAGGUGGCUAAAAGGUUCAACUAUCAACAUACUCUUGGCAAUGCUUUGAUGCAUUGUGAAAAUACAUGGGGAUGUCAAAACCUUUGUACUGUCUGAUGUACUGAUAUUUGUUUGUUUUUUUAAUUAAAAAAAAAUCUCUUAAGCAAUAAAAAAAAAAGCAUGAAUGGUUCUUGAAUGAAUUUUUCUGUUGUUUGUAUUUAUUUCAAACAUAUUUUGUGCCAAUUAAUAAAAUACAUUACAGUUCAAUCAAA